AUGAAUUGUGACUCAGACACACUCUUAGGACUGCCAUGCACAGCUGACAGUGUAUUUCUACCGCCCAGUACACCACCAACUCCUGCUCCAUUGAAGUCUCCUCAUGACUGGAGUCUGUAUCACAGUGAUGUUGAGUUUGCAAUGGCAGAGUUUACCUUCAAGCAAUGCCAUAUGUCUAACAAAGCUUCGGACAUACUAUUCGACUUGAUGGCUGUGCAGCUAUUAAAACACAACGACUCCCCUCCAUUCGUGGACCACAAGGAUUUGCACAAGGUCAUUGACGCUACACAGCUUGGCAAUGUCCCUUGGCAAUGUCUCUCGGUUCAAUACGCUGGGGAACGCCCUGAGCACGAUACUCCUCCGUGGAUGGGCAAAGACUAUGAAGUUUGGUACAGAGAUCCCCGCGUGAUGGCACACAACAUAUGA
Messenger RNA from Suillus subalutaceus, 426 nucleotides. RefSeq lists its product as uncharacterized. NCBI's taxonomy places the organism in Eukaryota, Fungi, Basidiomycota, Agaricomycetes, Boletales, Suillaceae. The transcript has a single exon. The record is from RefSeq and is a predicted model, not a curated record. The coding region runs from base 1 to 426 and encodes 141 amino acids.